ACGAUUCUCUUUGACGUUUAAUUAAAUAUUUAUUUUUACAGAGGACCUUCCGAGUAUUUACAAUGUGGUAUAUAUUGAAUAUUGUGUGUACUUUUGUUUUAGUACAGAAAUCUUUUGGACAAGAUGCAAAGACAUCGCCUAAAACUAUUUAUGCUGAGACAACGACAGAAAAAGAAAUAGACCACAUCGAUAUCGCUGAAGAGGAACAAGAAGCAGCAUUGAAUCUGGACUACGGCAUCUACACGACUGUCAAGUUCCGAUACAUAAACAGUCAGUAUGAUAAUUUGAAGAAAAUUGAGAAGUGCACGGAUGAUUAUAUCAAGUGCUUGACUACACAAGGGGUAGCAAUACCAGUGUGUGCCUACAAUUGGAUGGAAGACUAUCCACGCUCUGAUGGGUUCUUUUUGGCAGAUAGCUACUGUGAUAUAUAUUUUGAUAACUGUAGGAGACAAAUCAGGUUUUGGCGUAUCAUCGACUAUGGGACAUGUAAAUACCUCAUGCAAGAUGAUAGGAAGUUAACAAUGCCGCACACAUUACGGAAAUUCUACAAGAUGUCUACCACGUUUUUAUCAAAGAUUGCUAAUUCGGUUUGGGGAAAUAAAGAUUCGUCAAAUGAUGAGCAAUGA
Molecule: messenger RNA, 626 nt
Organism: Colias croceus (clouded yellow)
Lineage: Eukaryota; Metazoa; Arthropoda; Insecta; Lepidoptera; Pieridae
Exons: 4
Coding region: 63-626 (187 amino acids)
Source: RefSeq, a predicted model, not a curated record